Eucalyptus grandis is the source of this 2406-nucleotide messenger RNA. RefSeq names its product putative pentatricopeptide repeat-containing protein At3g11460, mitochondrial. Gene Ontology annotation, biological process: RNA modification. Gene Ontology annotation, molecular function: RNA binding; protein binding. The record is from RefSeq and is a predicted model, not a curated record. NCBI's taxonomy places the organism in Eukaryota, Viridiplantae, Streptophyta, Magnoliopsida, Myrtales, Myrtaceae. The transcript has 2 exons. Bases 1 to 2406 code for a protein of 801 amino acids.
AUGGCAAUGCUUCAGCCGUUGCUCUCGUGCGCCUCCUCGCCUCUGCUCCGUCGUCCGACCCAUCGGAAAAGUCUCGAAUUUCAAUCGCUUGAGCCUCCCCAACUCGAAAUUAAGCAGCUUUGUUGUAGCAAGGCGUCAGCUUUAGUGCCACGUAGCUUUGCCCGUCCACCUUCCAGCACUUCCCCGCCUCUCCGUCGCCAAAACCCAUCAGAAAGAUCAGAUUUUGAGCUGUUGGUAUCGAGCAGUGGACCUGUAGUUGAUGUUCCCUUGUUCAGCGAGGCUUUUAAUGAUUUCUUGGAUCGAGGGUUGUUCGAAGAUGCUAUAAGUUCUUAUAUUGAGAUGCUUGAGUAUGGUUUACCUGUCGAGGAAUUUCAGUUCUUUCCACGUUUAAUCAAGGCUUUUGGGUGGAUGUCUGAUGUGGAGAGGGCUAAACAGAUACAUGGCCAUGUGUUGAAGCUGGGAAUUUUGGAUGCUGUGGAUGUUGCGAAUUCGGUCCUUGGGAUGUAUUGGAAAUGUGGGGCAGUUGAUCAUGCCGUCCGUGUGUUUGAGAAAAGGCUCGAUUGGGAUUCGGUGACUUGGAACACUAUGAUUUCGGGGGCCUGCCAGUCUGGGGAUUUCAGGGGUUCAUUGGGGAUGUUCAGCCAAAUGUCUUUGGUUUGUGGGUUUAUCGAUAUGUACAUGAAAUGUGGGGACAUAAGGAGUGCUGAAAAUGUUUUCAUGAGCAUUGUGGGAAAAGAGUCUGUGACUAGAAAUGCAGCGAUAUGGAAUGCAAUGGUGCUUGGCUAUGUAACCAACGGUUUUCUAUCAGAGGCUUCAGUGCUGCUGGCAGAAAUAUUGGGGUUGGGUUUAGAAGAUGAUUCUUCAAUCAUUGUUGCUGCUUUGGUCUUUUGUUCGCAUUCCUUGGAUUCUGUCCUCGGAGAAAAAAUCCAUGGACUUGUCUGCAAAUUUGGAAUGGAAAAAGAAAUAAGGGUAGCUACUGCUCUAAUUGAUAUGUAUUUAAAAUGUGGUAAGGCUGAAGCCGGUAAAAAUAUCUUCAGUAAGUGUCGAACUCGUAAUAUAGUGAUGUGGGGAACCAUAAUCUCAAAUUAUGUCAAAAGUGAUCUCCCCACUGAGGCAUUGGAUCUAUGUCAUGAAUUUAUAUAUGAAUAUGGAUUUGCAGAUUCAGUUGUAGUUUUAGCUGCAUUGCGCACAUGUUCAUCUUUGACUCUUAUAGCAAAGGGGAGGGAGUUCCAUGGAUUAGCAAUAAAGGCAGGACUUACUAGUGAUGUUUUUGUUGGAGGUGCAUUGGUUGAUCUUUAUGCAAAAUGCGCAGAUAUACAGUCUGCUCAAAUUGUAUUUCAUGGAUUACCGCUGAGGGAUUUGGUACCAUGGAAUGCUUUAAUAUCUGGAUAUACACAAAAUGACCUUCUCGAUGAAGCCUUGAAGGCAUUUCGUGAUAUGCAGUUUGAAAACAUCAGACCAAACUCCGUUACCAUAGCAUCCAUUCUUUCUGUUUGUGCCCAAAUAUCUGCAUUUAGUAUGUGCAAGGAGGUCCAUGGUUACACAUUGCGGCAAGGGUUUGAAUCCAAUAUUCUCGUGAGCAAUUCAUUAACAUCCACAUAUGCAAAAUGUGGGGACAUAUGCAGUGCUCGCAUUAUAUUUGACAACAUUCAAGGAAAAAACCAAAUAUCGUGGAAUUCUAUUUUAUUGGGAUUAGGAAUGCAUGGCCAUACAGAUGAAAUGUCUGUUCUAUUUGAAAUAAUGAAGUCAUCUGGUGUGAUGCCGGACCAUGCCACUUUCACAGCUCUUCUUUCUGCAUGUAGCCACUCAGGGAGGGUUGAUUGGGGAUGGAGGUACUUCAAAAGUAUGGCUGAAGACCACAGACUUGAGCCUCAACUUGAACAGUACACUUGCAUGGUUGAUCUUCUGGGCCGCACUGGUCAUUUGGACCAUGCAUAUGACCUGAUCAUGUCCAUGCCUUUUGCUCCAGAUGAUAGGAUCUGGGGAUCAUUGCUUGGAUCUUGCAAAACUCAUGGUGAUGAUAGGCUAGCAGAUAUUGUGGCUGGUCAUAUUUUCGAAAUUGAUCCAGAUAGUGUCGGUUAUCGUGUCCUUCUUGCCAAAUUACAUGAGUUUGAUGGGAAGCAUAGUUUAGUUGCUAAUAUUAGAUCAGAUAUACGGGACAAAGGACUGAAGAAGCAACCCGGUUGCAGUUGGAUUGAAAUCGAUUGCAAGAUUCAUGCUUUCAUUGCUGGGGACCAUUCACAUUAUCAGUCACAAGAAGUUUAUGCCAUUCUGGAUAGCUUGACAAGAGAGAUUUUAAGAUUGACUAAUACAAGGCAGUCAGAUGCAGAAGCUACUGAUUUUGAUGUGGCCUGGCCAGAGAAGCUUUUACCAUGUGAAAACAAUGGUUUGUUUAUCCUAACGUGA